Closterium sp. Yama58-4 is the source of this 903-nucleotide messenger RNA. Lineage: Eukaryota; Viridiplantae; Streptophyta; Zygnematophyceae; Desmidiales; Closteriaceae. The record is from the annotation of a GenBank genome assembly.
AUGGGCCUCACGUUUCCCCUGCCUAUCACAUGGGCCUCUUGUUUCCCCUUCCUAUCGCAUAAUCCUCACGUUUCCCCCACUCUCUUCUACCUCUCGCAUCCGCAUUACGUUUUUUCUCCAUCCUCUUCUUCCUCUCGCAUGGCCGUGACGUUUCCCUUCUCCGCUUCUUCAUCUCACAUGCGCCUCACGCUUCCCCUUUUCUCUUCAACCUCUCUCAUGUGCACGCCGUUUCCCCUCCUCUCUCAUCACGUUUUUCCUCUUGCAUGCGCCUCACCUUUCAAACCCUCUCUUCUUCCUCUCGCAUGCUCCCCUCUUCUCUCCUUCCACCCGCGUGCGUCUCUCGUUUCCCCUCCUCUCUUCACCCUCUCGCAUCAGCCGGGCGUUUCCCAUCCUCCCUGCUUCCUCUCGCAUGCGCCUUACGUUUCAACUCCCCUCAUCUUCCUCUCGCCCGAGACUCGCGUUUCUCCCCCUCUCUUCUUCCAUUUGCACCCUACCUCUCGUUUCCCGUCAGAGUUUCUUCCUCCCGCGUGCGCCUCACGUUUCUCCCCCCACUCUUUUCCCCCCUCGCAUGAGCCUCACCUUUCCCCUCAUCUCUUCUUCCCCUCGCAUGCGCCUCACUCUUCAAUCUUUCGCUUCUUCCUCUCGCAUGCGCCUCACGUUCCCCCCCCUCUCUCCUUCCUCUCGCAUGGGCUUCACGUUUCCCCUCCUAUCUUCUUCCAUUCGCAUGCGACUCGCGUUCCCCCCCCCCACCCCCCUCUCUUCUUCCUCUCGCAUGCGCCUCUCGUGCUACCCCCUCUCUUCUUCCUCCCGCCCUGGCCGUCACGUUUCUCCCCAUGUGCAUCUCUCCCUGGGUCAUGCGCCUCUCGUUUCCCCUCCUCUCUUCUUCCUCUCUCCUGCGCCUGA